Molecule: messenger RNA, 1266 nt
Organism: Branchiostoma belcheri (Belcher's lancelet)
Lineage: Eukaryota; Metazoa; Chordata; Leptocardii; Amphioxiformes; Branchiostomatidae
Product: ketohexokinase-like
Exons: 5
Molecular function (GO): kinase activity
Source: RefSeq, a predicted model, not a curated record
UUUGUAAUUGUGCUACUUUAUUGUGACUCUGUCCCCUUUAGAUGUGCCCUACAGGAGCUGCAGGACUUUGGUGUACUAACAGAACAUGUGGUGUACUCUGACUGCCCCAUACCAACCUCCUGUGUUAUCAUUAACACACAGAAUGGCUCCAGGACAAUAGUUCAUGGUGGCAGAAACAUGGCAGAAUUGACAGCAGCAGAUUUCAGCAACCUGGACCUUAAUCAGUAUAAAUGGAUUCACUUUGAGGGCAGGAACACUGCAGAAGUUUGCAAGAUGAUGGAGAUUGUUGAGGAGUUCAACAGGAAUGUAGUAACCCCUGAUGAUGCCAUCACUCUGUCAACUGAGUGUGAGAAACCAAAGUACAACAUGGGAUACCUCAUUCCCAAAGUAGAUGUGCUGUUUAUGUCUAAAGAGUAUGCAGAAAGCUGUGGUUUCUCCAGUGCAGAGGAAACAGUGAAGUCACUGUUGCAAAGAGUAAAGAAAGGGAGCACUGUGCUGUGUACCUGGGGUGACCAGGGUGCAGAUGGCAUCACUCCUGAGGGAACACACUACCAUUGUAAGGCCUUCCCCCCAGAGAAAGUGGUGGAUACCCUGGGUGCUGGGGACACGUUUAACGCUGCUGUAAUCUGGGGCCUCUGUCGAAGCAGCGGUUUGGAGAAGGCACUCAGGCUGGGAUGUAGAAUAGCAGGACAGAAAUGUGGACAGUUUGGGUAUAAAAAUCUGCACAGCUGAUGCAUAUUUAAAACUUCCAAAUUCACUGGUGAGCUUACUAGAUAAAGAGUGGAAUGUGUAAGAAAGGGACAUUUUUGAUUGAUGAAAAUCUACCCUUUUUUAUUUUCCAUGAGGAGGUAGUGAUUUUGUUGUUUUUGGUGUAUUGAAAGAAUGACUAUAAAAUCAUUAAGUAUUUGAUAAACAGUCUAUAUGGUAAAUGUGAAAUAAAAUGAAUUUUUGUGUAGUCCUGAGUCCUGGUAUAGUGAUUAAUAUGUGUUUUGCAUGUUCCUAGAUAUUGCUCACAGAAAAUAAACUCAUGCAAGUAGCUGACAAAAAACUGGAAACAUCGUAUUUUAUAAUGGUACUCAUUUAUGCUGGUUUGCUACAGUAAUAUAUCAAUAUGCAUGUACUGUGUUGUGUUAUUAAUAAAAAGGUAAGGUUUCACCAUUAGAGUCAUUAGCAUAGCUGCAUCUUAGCAAUUGAUACACAGGACGGGACAGGCAAUGGCGCGCAGCCAAAUGUGGUUGUCUGGGCAAUUCCCUUGAAAUAAAGAUA